Molecule: messenger RNA, 2492 nt
Organism: Capra hircus (goat)
Lineage: Eukaryota; Metazoa; Chordata; Mammalia; Artiodactyla; Bovidae
Gene: DENND10
Product: family with sequence similarity 45 member A
Exons: 9
Coding region: 57-1130 (357 amino acids)
Biological process (GO): regulation of early endosome to late endosome transport; protein transport
Cellular component (GO): late endosome
Molecular function (GO): small GTPase binding; guanyl-nucleotide exchange factor activity
Source: RefSeq, a predicted model, not a curated record
UCUACGGGCUGGGAGCGAGGAUUUGCGCUCUGAGGUGGCGGCGGCUGCGGCGGAAAAUGGCUGCUACCGAGGCUGCGGACACUCAGCUGAUGCUCGGAGUCGGGCUGAUCGAAAAGGACACAAAUGGAGAAGUUCUGUGGGUGUGGUGUUACCCUUCCACCACAGCUACUUUAAGGAAUCUGCUGCUGAGAAAAUGCUGCCUUACAGAUGAAAACAAACUGCUCCAUCCCUUCGUCUUUGGUCAGUACAGAAGAACAUGGUUUUAUAUCACGACAGUUGAAGUUCCAGAUUCUUCCAUUUUGAAAAAGGUGACUCAUUUUUCUAUUGUUCUGACCGCCAAAGAUUUUAAUCCAGAGAAAUAUGCCGCCUUCACUAGGAUAUUGUGUAGAAUGUACCUGAAGCAUGGGAGUCCAGUUAAGAUGAUGGAGAGUUACAUCGCGGUUCUCACGAAGGGGAUAUGCCAGAGUGAAGAAAAUGGCUCUUUCCUUAGCAAGGACUUUGAUACCCGAAAGGCAUACCUUGCAGGUUCCAUCAAAGACAUUGUAUCUCAGUUUGGAAUGGAAACUGUUAUCUUACACACAGCACUGAUGCUAAAGAAAAGAAUUGUCGUCUAUCAUCCCAAAAUAGAAGCUGUCCAGGAGUUUACCAGGACUCUGCCUGCCCUGGUAUGGCAUCGACAGGACUGGACCAUACUUCACUCCUACGUGCACCUGGAUGCCGAUGAACUGGAAGCCCUACAGAUGUGCCCAGGUUACAUCGCUGGAUUUGUGGACUUGGAGGUGAGCAAUAGAUCAGACCUGUACGAUGUGUUUGUGAAUCUGGCAGACAGUGAGAUCACCAUUGCCCCGCUCGCAAAAGAGGCCAUGACAAUGGGCAAACUGCAUAAAGAAAUUGGUCAGUUAAUUGUCCAGUCGGCAGAAGAUCCAGAGAAGUCAGACAGCCAAGUAAUACAGGAUAUCUCCCUAAAAACAAAAGAAAUCUUCACCAACCUGGCUCCAUUUUCAGAAGUUUCGGAUGAUGGAGAAAAGCGAGUGCUCAAUUAUGAGGCACUAAAGCAAAGACGAUUUCCACCAGCCACAGAAAACUUCCUCUACCAUCUAGCAGCCGCGGAGCAAAUGCUAAAAAUCUGACGGUGGGACAGAAUGUAUCACUGAUGACUGAUCUAAAGCCCUAGCACCAUGAUUAUCCAUUAACUAUGUAAAAUACUGGAAAUAACCAAGAAAAUGUUAUAUUUUUAAUGUUUUAUUUGAAAGCAUUGUAAUUUGACCUGAAAAAGCACUGAAACACACAUGAAAACACUUCUGAUUUCCUAUCUGAUUAAUUUCAUGCCUACUCUCAAUGUUUACAAAGUGCUGUAACCACCUAUCUAUGUAACUUUAUAAAAGCCCGUCAUCCCGGGGUAAGAGCAGAGCAGCUCUGUCAAGUUCUCCCGCAAAUCGCAGCAAAUUUGAAGGCCUUCAUUGUUGCAAGUUCCAGUUUAUCUCAUUGUGUAGCCACAAACUAACGAUUUAUUUUCAGAAAGCUGCCUGAAAGUUUGCUUUGAAUUCUUCUAGGAAGAACUUUAAUUCCUCAUGAGGAACUCCACUUUCUGAGCCAAACUACUAAGUUCUCUGCAGAACCGUCUAGAAGAUCAUUCAAAAGACCCUGCAGUUGCACUUUCUUGUAAAAGAAAUUUUUUUUUCUUCGCCUUUGAAUAUUUUGCCUAUAUUACAAGGGUUUUGCCUAGAUUUUAUACUUGAGUAGACAACUUUAAUAAUCCAUAUUUAUACUGUUGCAGAGGUGAGCAUUUGGCAAAUUUAAGCCAUGAGUGCUCUUUAAUUAACCUAGUUGCUAGCAAUAUUCUUUUGAAAAAAAGAGGCCAGUCCUUAUGUAGUAGCAUAAGAGAAGCAGCCCAUUUUGAAUAUAAAUGUCUGUCUGACUGAAACAGCAACCUUAUAUAAUUGGUGAGGGAGUGUGAGAAUUAACUUCUUGUAAAGGCCAAAACUAGAGAAUAUCUUCAAACAACGUCAGUAAAAAUAAUUUGGCCACAUAUGAAGGUAUCCAUUCUCGUUUAGUUAGGUACCUUUUUCAUAAUUGGAGACCUAAAAAUUGCAAAAUAAGCAUGGGGGUCGAAAUUAUGUUCUUGUUAUAUGUAUUCAUAUUAAUUAUAACAGGUUAUUUUUUUCACUCAGUACUCUUGUCCUCAGAAAUCUUAACCAGAAAAAUGUUUGCAGAAAAACUUGUCUUCAUUGGAUCUUUCAUGUAUCCUGGGUGAUAGACAUUUGUUAAGGGAAAAAAUUUUUAAACAGCCCCUUCUUGGUUGGUGUCAGGGGAGGAUUUGAAGUGAAAUGAUGUUUACUGGGGCAAACAAUUGAAAAUUAAAUCUGCACUUUAUGAAAAUGAAUAUAACGUCUUUUUACCGUCUUUUUUUCAUAUAUUACUGUAUUCACUCAUGAUCAAAGUUGUUGAAAUGACAAAUUUAUGAUACAGAAAUAAAGUGAAAUAUUUUGAUA